AUGGUAAUAGUAGUUCGGUCAGAUAUACCUAUGGGAAAAGGUAAAAUCGGUGCUCAGUGUGCUCAUGCUGCAUUAGAGUGUUGUCGCCAGACAUUAAAUAAUGAAAGGAAACAACAAAUGCUUCAAUCUUGGUUACAAAUUGGGCAGCCAAAAAUUGUUGUCAAAAUACCAAAUGAAGAGGAGUUAUUGAUUUUGGCGGAUAAAGCUCAACGUGCUGGUUUAAUUACUGCCAUAAUAAAAGAUGCUGGUAAGACUCAGUUAAAGCCUGGCACAAUCACAGUUGUCGGCAUAGGACCAGGAUCUAAUGAAGUUAUCGAUAGCCUUACAUCGAGAUUAAGAUUAUUAUAA
Messenger RNA from Cataglyphis hispanica, 348 nucleotides. RefSeq names its product peptidyl-tRNA hydrolase 2, mitochondrial-like. Bases 1 to 348 code for a protein of 115 amino acids. The record is from RefSeq and is a predicted model, not a curated record. Gene Ontology annotation, cellular component: mitochondrion; cytosol. NCBI's taxonomy places the organism in Eukaryota, Metazoa, Arthropoda, Insecta, Hymenoptera, Formicidae. The transcript has a single exon. Gene Ontology annotation, molecular function: peptidyl-tRNA hydrolase activity.